Messenger RNA from Ipomoea nil (Japanese morning glory), 933 nucleotides. RefSeq lists its product as uncharacterized. The record is from RefSeq and is a predicted model, not a curated record. The transcript has a single exon. The coding region runs from base 1 to 933 and encodes 310 amino acids. NCBI's taxonomy places the organism in Eukaryota, Viridiplantae, Streptophyta, Magnoliopsida, Solanales, Convolvulaceae.
AUGGAGGAGACGUGGAAAGUUGUUGGAAGAUUCCUGACUCAGAAGAUGGUGAAGUUGGAGUUUAUGCGUCAGGUUUUAGCUUCCGUUUGGCAACCGGUCAGAGGGGUUCAGGUUACGGAGAUCCAGAGGGGUGUGUUCUUGUUCGUUUUCUUUCAUAGAACGGACGUGGAUUAUGUCUUGGAUGGAGGACCCUGGGCUUUUGAGAAUAAUGCCUUAGUUUGCAGGGAGGUACCGCCGAAUACUCUCCCCGGGGAGAUCCCGUUGAACACAAUUGAUAUGUGGGUGCAGUUACACGAUAUGCCGUUGGGAUAUACAUCUCAAACGGUGUUAGAGCAGGCUGGCAAUUUCAUUGGUACCUUUGUGAAACAUGAUGAUCGGUUUGAAGGGGCCCCGUGGUUGACUUUCCACCGAAUUAGGGUUUCUAUUCCGGUGGAUAAACCAUUACGGCGACGAAUGAAGCUACUGAAGAGGGAUAAGACCACGGCUUGGGUAACGUUUUGCUAUGAACGGUUGCACAGGUUUUGUUUUUACUGCGGAUUAAUGGGACAUCUUUAUAAUUUUUGUAUUAAGGCGCGGGACUCUAGUAUACCAUUGGAGCGGUACCCGUAUGGUCCGGAUAUGCGAGCUGGUGGCUCCCGGAGCGCUCCUAGAGCGGUUGGGGAGAGCUGGCUUGUGCCGGUUGGCGGGAGACCACGUCCAAUAGAGGUGGAUGGCGGGAUGACCGGGGCGGCAGUGGUACGGCCCAGUGGUGCCGUACCGGUGCGGGGCAGAUUUGUGGCCGAAGAGCAGGUGGAAGCCACCGGGAAAAGGCGCAGGCAGGCUGAGAGAGACCGACGAGGUACGGAGUUUGAGGGAGAGGAUGUUAUUAUGCAAGAAGGUUCAAAAAACUUGUCCAUGGCGGGAGCUGCUGCACAGUCCCGCCCGUCCCAAUGA